AUACACAUACACGCGUGCGUUUGCAGGACUCCUGUCAUGGCUGGAGGUUUGUUUACGAUCGACAGAAGUUAUUUUGAAGAGAUCGGAACGUACGACGAACAGAUGGACGUGUGGGGAGGAGAGAAUGUAGAGAUGUCAUUCAGGUCGUGCUAUGCACCCUUGCUGUCAGACGCCAAAGCUAAGCGGUAUAGAGACACAGACGUUAGUUCAAGAAUUGAGAUUCGUGAGAAACUACAGUGUAAGAGCUUCAAGUGGUACUUAGAGAAUAUUUAUCCGGAGAACUUUCUGCCAGUGAAUUAUUUGACGUUUGGGCAGAUAAAGAAUGCAGCCGUAGGGAAGUGCCUAGAAGGAACGUACGGUGUGCACGGAGCCCAGGCUAAACUCUCUCUCAAGCAGUGCGGCAUCGGAGACAUCAACAGUCAGUUGUAUAUCUACACUAACCAGAGAUUAAUU
Messenger RNA from Priapulus caudatus, 453 nucleotides. RefSeq names its product polypeptide N-acetylgalactosaminyltransferase 1-like. The transcript is spliced from 5 exons. Lineage: Eukaryota; Metazoa; Priapulida; Priapulimorpha; Priapulimorphida; Priapulidae. The record is from RefSeq and is a predicted model, not a curated record. Gene Ontology annotation, cellular component: Golgi apparatus. The annotation marks the transcript as partial.